Molecule: messenger RNA, 1776 nt
Organism: Bipolaris maydis ATCC 48331
Lineage: Eukaryota; Fungi; Ascomycota; Dothideomycetes; Pleosporales; Pleosporaceae
Molecular function (GO): protein binding
Source: RefSeq, a predicted model, not a curated record
AUGGAGCCAGAGGACAUCCGCGAUCUUCGGAGUGAUGUCAACAUCAAUAUUGAUCUACUCACCGCACUGACCGGGCGGCUUACUCGGGACAACACCUUCAAACUAGUGCGGUACCAAGAAGACAAGGAGCGGCAAGCCAUCCUUGACUGGCUAACGCCAACUGACUAUGCUCCUCAGCAGAACGACUUCCUCAAGCAGUGGCAAGCUGGAUCUGGAAAAUGGCUUCUAGACUCAGCGGAAUUCAAAAGCUGGUUAGAUACCAAGAAGCAGAAACUAUUUUGCCCAGGCAUACCAGGAGCUGGGAAGACAAUACUCACAUCAAUUGUAAUAGAAGAGCUUUCUUCACGCUUCCAAGACGAAAGUAACUACGGUAUUGCAUACAUUUACUGCAAUUUCAAGCGGCAAGACGAGCAGACUUUAGAAGACCUACUCGCAAGCGUACUGAAGCAGCUAGCUCAAGCAAGAUUUUCUCUCCCACAAACCGUCAGGUCUCUCCAUGACAGGUACGAAUCUAUGAAGGCCCGGCCUUCGAUAGAUGACAUCAAAAUGGCCCUUCAUUCGGUAGCUGCUGAGUUUUCGCGAGUCUUCAUCCUUGUCGAUGCGCUGGACGAAUGUCGAGUCAAUGACAGUUGCCGAGCGAAGCUACUUUCACAACUCUCAGAGCUUCAGACCAAUUGUGGAGCAAAUCUUUUCGCAACAUCAAGGUUCAUUCCGGACAUCAUGGAAAGAUUUGAAGGAGACACAUGGUUGGAAAUCCGCGCCAGCGAGCAAGACAUCCAGAGAUAUAUUGAAGCACAUAUCGAUGAACUGCCGCGUUUUGUCGGACGAGAUCCGGAUCUACAGCAGGAAAUUAGCUCUAAGAUUGUCAAAGCUGUCGAUGGCAUGGAUGUAGCUUCUUACCCCGUUCUUGAAGAUUUUACUAACUGUACUAGGUUUCUACUUGCACAACUCUAUCUCAAUUCCUUAAAAGGAAAAAGAUCCCGAACAGCUAUUCGAGACGCUCUGAAGAAACUGCCCACCGGCACAGAAUCAUACAAUUGUGCAUAUUCUGAUGCUAUGACGAGAAUCGAAAGACAGCUACCGGAUGAAGCAAUGCUUGCGAAGGAAGCUCUGUCAUGGAUCACUUGCGCAAAGAGGCCACUGACCACAACUGAGCUUCAGCAUGCUCUUGCAGUCAAAGAUGGACAAGAAGAACUCGACGAAGACAACAAAUCAGACAUCGAGGAUAUUGUCUCAGUAUGUGCUGGACUAGUCACUGUUGACGGAGAGAGUGGCAUUAUUCGCUUAGUGCAUUACACAACUCAAGAAUACUUCGAACGGACACAAAAGAACUGGUUUCCAAACGCAGAAUUCGAUAUCACGACGAUUUGUUUAACUUAUCUCUCUUUUGCAGUCUUUGGAAGCGGACCUUGCGACACAGACUAUGAAUUUGAGAAGCGGCUGCAACUGAACCCAUUGUACGAAUAUGCCGCGCGCUACUGGGGUCACCAUGCUUGUCAGGUCCGGAGUUCGCUUCCGAAAGUCAUCGAAUUUUUCCGUCACGAGAUAAAUGUGGAAGCAGCAGUUCAAGCAAUGCUAGUCCGCAAGCUUUUCCCAUCGCAGAAUUGCUAUAGUAAAGGUUUUUCCAGGCAAAUGACAGGACUGCAUUUAUGUGCAUAUUUCGGGCUUGUGGACGUAGCCGCGACAGUUAUUUAUUUUGCAGGCCUCAACUCGAGAAAUGACAACGGCCAGACACCGCUAUUUCUGGCCGCCAGAGGAGGGCACGAAUGUGUAGUU